Molecule: messenger RNA, 2727 nt
Organism: Oryza sativa Japonica Group (Japanese rice)
Lineage: Eukaryota; Viridiplantae; Streptophyta; Magnoliopsida; Poales; Poaceae
Product: pentatricopeptide repeat-containing protein At1g74900, mitochondrial
Molecular function (GO): protein binding
Source: RefSeq, a predicted model, not a curated record
UGCACGGCGGCGGCCGGCCUCACGGCGCGGUCGACGUACUCCCCGACGCCCUCGAGCGCGUCCCGCGGGGCGCGGAUCGGGCGCACCGCCGCCUCCUUCGCCGGGAGCCUCGCCUGGAUCUCCCUAAGUGGGAGGUGGACAACGAGUCGCUUCCGCGCCCGCGCCGCGGCGGUGCCCGACGCCGCGGCGCCCGCCCGCGCGGGGCCGCUUCGCCGCCGGCGGCGACGCAGCUUCAUUGACGCCAUUCGCGACCGGCCGCCGCCCUCGCUUUCUCCCGCGUCGCAGCCGCCGCCGCCGCCUUGUCGCCCGCCGCCUACUCUCUCGCCUCUCCCCGGCAUCGUCUGCCUCAGCCGCCGGCCGGCUUGCCGCCUCGUCGCCCCAGCCGCCGCCCCAGAAGAGAAGAGAAGAGAAGAGAAGAGUGAGAGAGAGAGGAGGGAGAGAAUAGGGAAAGAGAGAGGCUGAUGUGGAUUGUCUGACAUGUGGGGCCCACGUGGUUCCCACGCUGACUCAGCUGCCACGUCGGACAAAACCGGUGUCAAAACCACCGAGGGAACGGUUUUGUUAGUUGAGGGAUGCCGGUAUCUGGUUUUGCGAUUGGGGGACGAUUUUGUAUCUCGAUGACAAGUUGAGGGACCUUGGGUGUACUUUUUCCCAGUUCACUUGACAGCUCGCAAGGAUCCAUAUGACAAGAAGGCCACGUUUUGCCAUGGCGGGUUCAUCUCGUUUGGAGAUGGGCCUCUGGGCCUCAUAGGCCGAUACCCGAUAGGCCGUAGCAUCUCCGGGCUGUGAAUUAUUCGGCCCAUACCAUGCGAUACGGCAAUGCACACUGCACGUUUGUUCCUUCCACGAACCGAUCCCCUCUUCCUGGCAAGUCGCAACGCCGCCGAACGGCACGAAGCUCUCCAAUGCCGCCGCUGCCCCGCCCACCGCCGACACCGACCUCGGCCGCACCAGCUCCGUGCCCUCGCCAGAUCGCCGCCGUCGUGCUGAACCACCCUUCGUCCGCCCUCACGCCGGCCUCGACGCGCUCCCUCUCGGCGUCCCUCCUCGCCGUCGCGCCGUCGCUCCCGACCCCCGUGGCCGACUCCGUCCUCAAGCUCCUCUGGCACCACGCGCCGCGCGCGCUCCUCUUCUUCCACUCGCUCCUCCACCUCCCGCCGCGCGCGCACGCCGUGGGUCCCUCCACGCUCGACCUCGCGCUCGACCUCUCCGCGCGCCUCCGCCGCCCGCGCCAGCUCACCAACUCCAUCCUCGGCCUCUUCCCGCGCCACCGCCUCGCCUUCACCCCGCGCACCUUCCCCAUCCUCUUCGAGCGCCUCGCCGUGUCGCAGCGCCGCCCCGACCUCGCCGUCCGCCUCUUCCUCUCGCUCCACCGCUCCCACCGCGUCGCGCAGGACCUCCCCCUGUUCAACUCCCUCCUCGACGCUCUGUCCAAGUCGCGCCACGCCGGCAAGGCCGCCUCCCUCGUCCGCGCUCUUGAGCAGCGCUUCACCCCCGACGUGGUGACGUACAACACGCUCGCCGACGGAUGGUGCCGCGUCAAGGACACCUCCCGCGCGCUCGACGUGCUGCGGCUGAUGGUCGAGUCCGGUAUUGCCCCCACGAAGACCACCUAUAACAUCAUCCUUAAAGGCUUCUUCCGUGCUGGACAGCUACGGCACGCAUGGGACUUCUUCCUCCAGAUGAAGAAGAGGGGGAGUAAAGACGAGAGCUGUAAGCCCGACGUCGUCUCGUACACUACCAUGGUUCAUGGGCUGGGUGUUGCCGGGCAGCUGGAGAAAGCUCGCAAGGUGUUUGAUGAAAUGGCUAAAGAAGGGUGUGCUCCAUCGGUUGCUACCUACAAUGCGCUUAUUCAGGUGAUCUGCAAGAAGGGUAAUGUGGAGGAUGCAGUAACGGUGUUUGAUGGUAUGCGUGUUAAGGGCUAUGUCCCUAACGUGGUUACAUACACUGUGUUGAUCCGAGGCCUCUGCCAUGCUGGGAAGAUUGACCGAGGUUUGAAGCUGUUGGAGAGGAUGAAGAAUGGAGGCUGCGAACCCAUCGUUCAGACAUACAAUGUUCUUAUAAGGUAUUUAUUUGAGGAAGGGGAGAUGGAAAAGGGUUUGGAUUUGUUUGAGAAGAUGAGUAAAGGAGAGGAGUGCCUGCCCAACCAAGACACAUACAACAUCAUAAUAAGUGCUAUGUUUAUGCGCAAGAGGGCUGAGGACAUGGUACUGGCUGCAAGGAUGGUGGAAGAAAUGGUGGAUAGAGGUUAUCUGCCUAGAAGGUUCAUGUUCAACCGUGUGUUGAACGGGUUGAUGCUGACAGGGAAUCAGGAGCUUUCACGGAAACUCUUGAGAAUGCAAGAGAAAUAUAGACGUUUGCAACGAGAAAUAAGACUGUAAUUGACAUUUGAUGUUCUCGAAACAUUUGAGAUUAUGUUCAUCCUGAGGCUUAGUUACAGAAGUGAAUUCUUGCCUUCAGAGCACCAUAUCAGUUUUAAAAGUACUCAUAGGUGGUCCUAUGAUGAGUCCAACUGCAAAUAUCACUUGAUUAUUGUCUUUGAGCGGGCUCCUACAGAGAUUUUUUCUUUAUCUCUACUAGUGCAAUUGCAGUUUGGAAUGAUAGGUUCCAAAGCUGUGUACCAAAUGAUUUAUGGUGACUGGUAAGGACCUUCAAGCAUGUUUUUGAGAUGCAAACUUGUUAUCUAAAAAGAACUGCCACUGUCAGGUUCUGAUCAUUUGUUGUCAA